GUUACCCAGAAACCAUUGGUGAAGCGUCGACGCCCAUACGGAUCUGCAUUAUUCAGACUAGCAAUACUCGGCGAGAGUGGGAAGUUCGUCAUAGUGCAGUACGUAAAUUUUGUGAGACAAUUCAGUAAGUAUUCGAUGAAUGUCACAAAAUCGUAGUUUCCGAAGCGUUUUAAAGGGCGACUGUUGUGCAUUUGAACAGCCUCUAUCUAGUGGAUUUGUUGGGUUUCAAACUGUCGCUGCCAUAUCUUCUUAUCCUCCUGUGUAUGACUAUGAACAUGAAAGAAUACAAAGUCGUCGUUUUGGGUUCAGGUGGUGUUGGAAAAAGUGCACUUACAGUGAAGUUUGUUACGGGACAAUUUGUUGAAAAAUAUGACCCAACUAUUGAAGAUUUCUAUCGAAAGGAGAUCGACGUUGACCACAAUCCCUCCAUCUUGGAAAUUUUAGACACUGCUGGCACUGAACAAUUCGCUUCAAUGCGAGAUUUGUACAUCAAAAAUGGUCAAGGAUUCCUUCUAAUAUAUUCUCUUUUAAACCGGCAAACGUUCACUGAUUUAAAGCCGAUGAGGGAUCAGAUACUGCGUGUGAAAAAUGCAGACAGUGUGCCACUGAUACUUGUUGGAAAUAAAAGUGACAUGUUUGAUGAACGAGAAGUAUCUGCAAACGAAGCGAAGCUUUUAGCGGAAGAAUGGGGCUGUCCACACUUCGAAACCUCUGCGAAGAGCAAUACCAAUGUUGACGAAGUAUUCACUGAGAUUGUUAGACGAAUGAAAACCACACAGAAAAGUUCUUCGAGUAAACGAGGUUGUUGUGUUGUUCUCUAA
This is a messenger RNA of Pocillopora meandrina, 821 nucleotides long. Lineage: Eukaryota; Metazoa; Cnidaria; Anthozoa; Scleractinia; Pocilloporidae. The record is from the annotation of a GenBank genome assembly.